AUGGUACCUCACUCCGGAUCUGUUGGACCUAACAAGAGCGAGGGUCAGAUCGAGAGCCAUUCCAGUUCCGCCGUCAGGGAAAUAUCCCCGGAUAACGAGGUGACUCCAACAGCGGCCUGGAACUCGACAUUUCCUCCGGAACACUAUCUAGCUGAAGCAGAGAACCUGGAUGUCUCCCAGACUCCGCAGAAGCGGUACAGCGACGGCAUGCAGGCUAAACUGGAUCAGACCCGCGUUUACUAG
Molecule: messenger RNA, 243 nt
Organism: Aspergillus tanneri
Lineage: Eukaryota; Fungi; Ascomycota; Eurotiomycetes; Eurotiales; Aspergillaceae
Exons: 2
Coding region: 1-243 (80 amino acids)
Source: RefSeq, a predicted model, not a curated record